UGGUCAAACCCACGACCCUAAACAGCACCCGGAGAGAGAGAGAGAGGGAGAGAUAGAGGGAGAAAUAGAGGGAGAGAGAGAAGAGCUGCAGCAGAAGCGUCGCAGCCUGCCAGCCCCGCUCUCCGCCUGCAUGGGCUAGUCGGUUAGCUAGCUUUAGCAUCGUCCGAGCCGCCGCGCCGCUUCCCCCCUUCUCCUGCCGCUGAGGAAUUCACGGUCCCCCGGCUCUGCUGCGUUGUUUGCUCCGUGCCUGCCCUCCCCUGUUUCCCCCCUCUGCCCGGCUUCAAGAUGAUGAAGUUCAGGUUCCGUCGGCAGGGCACCGACCCGCAGAGAGAGAAGAUAAAACAGGAGCUGUUCGCCUUCAACAAGACUGUGGAGCAUGGAUUCCCCCAUCAGCCCAGUGCCUUGGCCUUUGACCCCAAGCUGCAGCUCAUGGCCAUCGGCACAAAGUCAGGAGCCAUCAAAAUCUAUGGCGCCCCCGGUGUGGAGUUCACAGGACUGCACAAAGACACCACUGCUGUCACACAGAUGCACUUCCUGCCUGGACAGGGCCGUCUACUGUCGCUGCUGGAUGACAACACGAUUCACCUGUGGGAGCUGGUGGCCGGGCCCCCCAGAGAAGUGGGAGGGGUUAAGAGAGAGGGCAUGGUGUGCCUGCAGGAAGUCUGCAGCUACAGCCUCCCAGGGAGACCGGGCAUUGAGAGUUGCAGUGCCACUCGGGUGACAGUCCUCCUCCUGCUGAGGUCAUGUGAGCUGCUCUGCGUCGGGACUGAGGGAGGGGGCGUAUACUUCCUGGAUUUGCCACGCCUUUCCCUGAAGGACGGCCAGACGCUGCUCCAGGACCAGGUCACGCAGAGCCUGCCAGAGGAUUACAGAUGUGGAAAAUCUCUGGGGCCGGUGGAAUCUCUUCAGGAACACCCCCAGCAGCCAGGGAAGAUUCUGAUUGGCUACAGCCGAGGACUGGUGGUCCUAUGGGAUUUGAGCACGCGACAUGCCAACCACCUCUUCCUGGGCAAACAGCAGCUGGAGAGUCUGGUGUGGGAACGUUCUGGAAACUCGUUUGUUAGUUCCCAUAGUGAUGGGGGCUACUCUGUGUGGGCUGUUGCCAGCGGCAACCCCUACACUCACCAACCAGUGUCUUCCAGUAUCCCAUAUGGUCCAUUCCCCUGUAAGGCCAUCAACAAGAUCCUGUGGAGGACAGCACAGUCAGGUUCUCCAGUGCUGUUGUACAGUGGAGGGAUGCCGAGGGCCAGCUACGGUGACCGCCAUUGUCUGACCAUCCAGCAAGACAAAGAGCACGUCACCCUCGACUUCACAUCCAGAGUCAUCGACUUUUUCACUGUCCACAGUGUAGAGCUAGAGAAAGAGUUCGACGACCCGUCGGCCUUGGUGGUCCUAUUAGAGGAGGAGCUGGUUGUUAUUGACCUGCAGACUCCCGGGUGGCCCUCUCUGCCCACGCCCUACCUGGCUCCUCUCCACUCCUCGGCCAUCACCUGCUCCUGCCACGUGUCCAAUGUUCCCCCCAAACUCUGGGAGAGGCUGGUCAACGCUGGAAAAGCCCAGCAAGGCCAGCAGCACACGCACAGGAGCUGGCCCAUAUGUGGAGGGAAAAACAUGGCCCCUCUACCCAAACAACAGGAGCUGCUAUUGACGGGACAUGAGGAUGGUACAGUGCGUUUCUGGGAUGCAUCAGGCGUCGCUCUUACUCCAAUAUACAAGCUCAGUACAGCCAGCGUCUUCCACACCGACUGCGACCCUAGCGACGACCCCCAGGACCCUAGCAACGACCCCGACGCUCAGCAGGAGGAGGAGUGGCCUCCCUUCAGGAAGGUGGGCUGUUUUGACCCGUACAGUGAUGACCCCAGGCUGGGCAUCCAGAAGAUCAGCCUGUGUAAAUACAGCAACAAGCUGGUGGUGGCUGGAACUGCUGGACAGGUGAUUGUUCUGGGUCUGAGUGACGAGCGUUCGGACCACCUGGUGGACGUGUCAGUGGUCGACCUGCUGCAGGACCGGGAGGGCUUCACUUGGAAGGGUCACGACAGGCUGGAGCCACGCCUUAAACCCGCCCCCUUCCCCCCAGGAUUCCAGCCGUUGGUGCUUGUCCAGUGCCUGCCUCCAGCCUCUGUCACCGCGGUAACGCUGCACGCCGAGUGGAAUCUGAUCGCCUUCGGGACGAGUCAUGGCUUUGGGCUGUUUGACUACCACAGACGCAAUGCCGUGCUGGCCAGGUGUACCCUGCACCCUAAUGACUCCCUGGCGAUGGAGGGUCCUCUAUCCAGAGUCAAGUCCCUGAAGAAGUCCCUACGACAGAGCUUCAGACGCAUCCGCAAGAGCAGGGUGUCGGGGAAAAAACGCGCCAUCAGCACACCUACUAGCAAGGUCCAGGAGGCUAACGCUGCCUUAGCGGAGCAGGAGGAAGUGGCACCGGUACAGCGGAGGAUUGAACCGCGGUCAGCGGACGAUUCGCUGUCUGGAGUGGUCCGAUGUCUGUGUUUCGCCGACACCUUCCUACGAGACGGUACGCACCACGGCCCCACAUUAUGGGCGGGCACCAACUCGGGCAGCGUGUAUGCUUACGCUCUGGAGGUGCCUGGCGUGGGCUUGGGGCGUGUGUGUGAGCGGAGCGGGGCAGGUGAGGGCAGUGCGUGUGCAGAGGCGGUACUGGGUAAAGAGAUCCAGCUGAUGCACCGGGCGCCCGUGGUGUCCAUCUGCGUGUUGGAUGGCCGGGGGAAACCCCUGCCCGACCCGUACGAAGCCUCCCGGGACCUCGCCACUGCACCAGACAUGACCAACGCUCACUCUGUGCUCAUCGCCUCGGAGGAACAGCUGAAGGUGUUCUCUCUCCCCAAGGUGAGCGCUAAGACCAAGUUCAAGCUGACGGCCCACGAAGGCUGCCGGGUGAGGAAGGUGGCCAUGGUGGUCUUCAGCUCCACCGCCCAGGAAGACUACAGCGAGCACACACUGGUGUGUCUCACCAACCUGGGAGACAUGCACCUCUUCAGCAUACCGGGCCUGCGACCACAGGUGCGCUAUGACUGCAUCCGGAAAGAAGACAUCAGCGGCAUUGCAUCCUGUGUCUUCACAAAGAAUGGACAAGGGUUCUACCUGAUCUCUCCUUCAGAGUAUGAGAGGUUCUCCCUGUCUGCUAAGGUCCUCACUGAGCCACUCUGCUCGAUUCACCUGGACCGACCGCUGGAGCCCACACCUGCCAGUGAUGGUCCAGCAGCACAACCCCAGGCCAAUGGAACCCACAAGAACCAGACGAGUCAGGCUGAGGGACAAACAGAGGAGCCCCCGAGCACCCUGUCCUCCCCCCUCCUGGACACCCCGCUGGACUCACCCCUCAGCUGUGCUGACCUCACCCUCGACUCCACCGGAGAGCUCACCGUGGAAGACGUCAGGGAUUUCCUAACCACUGUGGACGAGGCAGAGAAUAACCUGAAGAACAUCAAAGAGGAGGAAGGACGCUCCACUGGUAUCCUCAUCAACUGAACAGUAUUACAGGGAGGGGUUGAAGUGGUCUGGAGCAACAUAACUGGAUUGAAUAACAGUUCCAAACUACAGAUGAACAGAGACCAACAUUUGGACGGAUCAGCGGUGGAGUGGCCCCCUCCCUCCUCGAACUCUCCCAGUCACCCACCACCCCACUGUAGAGAAGCCCAGCCAGCACUCUUUUCCCAUCAUCCUCAGCUCUUUCCCAUCAAUCUGGCACAAACUGGGAGGAAAGCUCUUAUGUGGGCAAAGGAUAAAAACAGGAAAACUCUUUUUGGGGCACCUCUCACAGGAAGGACGAUAUCCCUACGUAACUUUGGACACAUGGCAUCACCUAACGGAUUGAGACGCAGAGACACAGCAGUGACCACAAAUGCCCAGCACAGCCUAGUUCUGGAUGGACUGGUAGCUGAUGACUCAUUCCCGUUUUCAAGAUCGGAGGCUAAAGUUUUCAUCGCCCUUCUCGGCGGUCUGCAUCGUCGGACCUCCUGCACCUUUGCCCCGGUGGCACUUCUCAGUUACUGGGUGCUCCUCAGCCAAUCGAGGCAGUCAGGGUCAAUGCCUCAGCCUAUUAGGAAAGGGCUGCUUCUUUCUGAUAAGGCGAAUUAAUGGUCAUGUUUCUGUAGUUGUAUUUUUUUAUUAACAGAAGUGUUGUGCCAUGUUGGAAUCGUUUUGGGGUGCGUUUGAGGUCUCCCCACAGUUGGAACUGGAAUCGGUGCUCAAUUGCUAAAUGCCCUUGUUAAUAGCUGUGCAUGCCAGUGGAAAUACUGGAUCGUGACGCACACCACACCACAGCCCUCUGAACCACCCCCGUUCAUGAACUGAGAAUCUCUAACAAAGACUGAAAGGGAACAUUGUAGCGUUCAAGAGAGCAAGACUCUUUUUUUCGCAAAAUGAAGUAUUUUGAAUAUCUGAGUAUCGGAGGUUGUAGCAUUCCUCUUCUUCCUAGCCCAGGUGCCAGUGAGGGCAGUUGAUUUGCCUUACCUAGUGUCCGGUGUGGGUGGGGUCUGGUGCCUUCGCAGCCACCCUGUUGUUCCUAAAGGGCCAAAUCCUGUGCACUCAUUUGCUUGGUGAUAGAAGUCAAAGACGCCUAGAAUUAGCACUGUUGAGGACUGAAGGACAAUAUGUUGUUGUCACGCACAAGCAUACCAUCUCCAAGGUUACCCAGCCAUGUGUCUACUGGUGUUGUAUCACAUGAAGGAACAAACCAAGCACUGCAGAAAUGAAGGUAUUUUGUAUCGAGAAGACUGAUGCUCAGUUAAGAUGUUUUGUAUGGCUUUGGGGAAAGAAAAGGUAUUUUAUAAUUCAGAGAUAUAAUGGGCAGGGAAAGAAGAAAUAGGGGUCAAGUUUUACGUUCUCUGUCUGGGCCAGACUGCUUUCAGAGGGAGGGAGCUGGGCUGUGAAGAGGGAGGGGAAGGAGGUGCAUCUGUACGUCUCUUGGGGAUUUGGAUCAGACUUGGGUUGAAUAAUAUUUCUGACAUCUUUUGAAAUACCUUUGGGCUUUGAUCUGAGGCUUACCUUUAGUGCCAAAUGGUUUGGCUGAGAUCACAAGCACAUUGCUGCUUGUGUUAAAAUCAAUUUGAAGAUGUUUUAGUUAAUUCUGUGUGCCAGGCAAAGUCAGUCAAGGCCAAAUUAGCCCAGGUUUAAAUUAAUGUGAUCUAAUUUAUAUGAAAGUGAGGAGGUCAAAGGAUUGGACAAUGAUAUCGCUGGAGUAUGACAUGGAGGCUUCUUGGGACAUCAGCACCUACUCUUUGGUUACUCGUCUUGGUGAGGUUUAAGGUCAAUGUGACUGUGAUCUGACAGAUUAAUAUAUCACAGCGAUAACCUGCAGAAAGAGAGUUCUUCAUGAUUGGUGUUAGUGAGUCUUAAUUAGGUUUCUGGUCAUGUCCAGCACUGGUUGGGCAAAAAAUCAGAUGAUGUGCAUUUGCCUGUCUGGUUCUGUUCCAGUAGUGUAAAACAAAAGGAAGUAGUUGAGGGUAAAGGAUGUAGUUGAAGUAGAGGUUGUUUUCAGAUCAUGUCAGGUCCUCCCUCCUCUGUUAAGUCCAUUGACAUCUCAUGCAGGAAUCUGUUUGCAGGAGGGAGACUCAGGGAAAAGUGGCAAGGGAAGCAAAGUCAGUCUGAGAAGGAAACGUAGUAAAAUGUGCACUGAAAUACACUCAGAUGACAUCGAUGGGUUUCUGUGAAGCAGUGCAUUCUGGGUAACUUUGGCUAGAUAUAAAGGAAAAGCUUGGAUCCCCAGUAUUUUAACCCCCUUUUUUUAAGUUUUACUGUGUAUAAAAAAACAAAAAACAAAAACAAGAUAUAUAUCUAUAUAUAGGUUUACAGCCUUGAAGAGACAGGUUUAUUACACCGAGCUGACAAUGGAAUAGAACGUUAGAACCUUCUAGAACUUGUCCUAGCCUAGAAACCGCGCAGUAUUCCAUGCUUAUUGAUCACCUCAUGUAAAAAAAAUAAAUAAAUAAAUAAGGGACCUCACUACUAACUUAUGUAGCUCAGCCGAUAGGAGUUGUGAUGAUAAUGCCUUUUUAUAUGUUUUUGGUAGCUUUUUGGUUGGUGGGGGGUGGGAGGGGGUCUUGUUGACACACAAAAAAUUAACCCUUUCAUGCUACAGCUGGCACGAUUUACCAUAUGGCUCCACCAACAUGUUGAAUUUGUUUCUACUCGGUCAUUCAUUUUGUGUGUAGGAUUUUAAUUGGGUCAUUUAGCAUUUGGCUGAUGGAGAAUUGUGAAUGUUAAUAAAGUAUUUACUCUCUCAACA
This is a messenger RNA of Myripristis murdjan (pinecone soldierfish), 6247 nucleotides long. It is a transcript of the gene llgl1, whose product is annotated as LLGL scribble cell polarity complex component 1. Gene Ontology annotation, cellular component: cytoplasm; plasma membrane; cortical actin cytoskeleton. The record is from RefSeq and is a predicted model, not a curated record. The transcript has 24 exons. Gene Ontology annotation, biological process: establishment of spindle orientation; cortical actin cytoskeleton organization; regulation of Notch signaling pathway. The coding region runs from base 286 to 3489 and encodes 1067 amino acids. Gene Ontology annotation, molecular function: myosin II binding; GTPase activator activity. Lineage: Eukaryota; Metazoa; Chordata; Actinopteri; Holocentriformes; Holocentridae.